UAGAGCGAAUAAAUUUUUAAUCAAUUUCCUGGCUUCGUGCGGAGUCGUCAAUACGAAAAUUAGCGGACUUUUCGACGUAUCCCAAUGAAUCAGAACAAUAUGAUACUCUCAGGUGAUUCAAAGCUGGAUGAACAAAUAAACAAUUGGCGUCAAUGGGACGGUAAUCCACAAACACAGAAUGAAAUUUCGAAGGCCGUCGAGAACAAAGAGUGGGAUGCGCUCAAAUCGCGGCUAUGCAUCCGUAUCAAUUUCGGGACGGCCGGCUUACGGGCUGAAAUGCGAGCUGGUUUCGAUUCCAUGAACGAUUUGGUCGUUGUGCAAACCGCCCAGGGACUGUGUGAGUAUCUGAAGAACCAGUAUCCUGACAAGUCGACGUGGUCCGGCCGUGGCAUUGUCAUUGGCUAUGAUGCUCGUCAUAAUAGCAAACGUUUUGCAGAGCUAUCGGCCGCUGUGUUUUUGUGCGGAAAAUUCCGUGUUUAUCUUUUUAAGCAAUUUGCUGCCACGCCCAUUGUGCCAUACACAAUCAAAAAGCUUAAUUGUUUGGCUGGUGUGCAGGUAACUGCGUCGCACAAUCCCAAGCAGGAUAAUGGCUAUAAGGUUUAUUGGAGUAAUGGUGCCCAGAUCAUUUCACCGCACGAUACUGGCAUCCAGGAGUCCAUACUUAACAACUUGAAGCCAAUGGAGGAUUACUGGAGUGUAAAUGAGCAGGCAUUGUGGUCGAAGCCACUGUUGAGCAAUCCUUACGAUAAAGUAGUGCCAGCCUAUUUCGAGGCGUUAAAGGAGGAGAUCCCCAGUUCAUUUAUACAAGCUAAUGACGAGUGUCCGUUGAAAUUUGCGUACACCCCAAUGCAUGGCGUUGGUUAUCCAUAUGUGGAGGAAGCCUUCAAGCAAAUUAAUCUCAAGAAUGUGUGCCUUGUGCCUGUGUCGGAGCAGGUUGAACCCGAUCCGGAGUUCCCAACGACGCCAAUGCCAAAUCCCGAAGAGGGUAAGCAAUCGCUGGACUUGGCCAUUAAAACCGCAACUGAGGAAAAUUGUCAAAUCAUAUUGGCUAACGAUCCGGAUGCCGAUCGCCUGGCAGUCGCCGAAAUCAGUGAUAAUAAUAAAUAUAAGCUUUUUAGCGGCAACGAACUGGGUGCACUGCUCGGCUGGUGGUCAAAACAGAUCUACAAUAUGAAGGAACCACAUGGAGAUAUAUCGAAUUGUGUCAUGAUCGCCAGCACGGUCAGCUCAAAGAUACUGAAAUCCAUGGCUGCCGUCGAGGGUUUCAUCUUCCACGAGACACUCACUGGUUUCAAGUGGAUGGGCAACAAGGCCAUCGAGGAGGAGUUGGCCGGCAAAAAGGUACUGUUCGCAUUUGAGGAAGCCAUUGGAUUCAUGGUCUCCACAAAUGUGGUGGACAAGGACGGUGUCAGCGCUGCGGCACAUGUGGCCACAAUGGCCCGUUACCUGCGCUGCGAGAAGAGCAUGACGCUGCAGGAUAAAUUGCGAGACAUUUACGAGACGUACGGCUACCACACAAGCAUCUGCUCCUAUUGCAUUUGCCGCGACCAGGUGCUGAUCAGGAAGAUUUUCCAGCGCCUGCGUACCUUCGACAAUGGCAAGGAGAACACUUAUCCAAAGAGCAUUCUAAAUGGUGAAUUCGAAAUCGAACACGUUCGCGAUCUGACAACCGGCUACGACAGCAGCACAGCUGACAAACGGGCCACGCUGCCGGUGAGCUCCAGCUCUCAGAUGAUAACGUUCACCUUCAAGAAUGGCCUCGUUGUCACACUCCGCACCAGCGGCACUGAGCCAAAAAUGAAAUAUUAUGCCGAGAUGUGCGGCAAGCCGGAAGAUCAGUGCUGGGAUGUGCUCACAGCAACACUCAAUCGCAUGGUCGAGGCCAUUGUUAACGAGUUCUACGAGCCCGAGAAGAAUCAACUGCAACGCAAAUCGGCUGACUGAAUGAACUUAAUGAAUAUACCCAACGAAUUUGACCGCACAUUGUAUGUUAUGUAUGUGAACGAAUCCCAGUUAAUAACACAACCGGAUUGAAACACUACUCCAAACCAAAUACAUUUUUAUAUAGGCACAAAAGUGUUGAUUUAGUCAUUAACUGAUAUAUUUAUAUAUGUUACUAACGAAUAUCUAUGUGUAUAUGUAUGUAUGUAUUAGCACAAUAUUUAUGCGCAAAAACAAUAAACUUUUCCAUCAGGCACAAGCAAAA
Drosophila grimshawi is the source of this 2206-nucleotide messenger RNA. RefSeq names its product glucose 1,6-bisphosphate synthase. Lineage: Eukaryota; Metazoa; Arthropoda; Insecta; Diptera; Drosophilidae. Gene Ontology annotation, biological process: purine ribonucleoside salvage; carbohydrate metabolic process. The record is from RefSeq and is a predicted model, not a curated record. The transcript has 5 exons. Bases 85 to 1944 code for a protein of 619 amino acids. Gene Ontology annotation, molecular function: magnesium ion binding; phosphopentomutase activity.